This is a messenger RNA of Effrenium voratum, 5081 nucleotides long. NCBI's taxonomy places the organism in Eukaryota, Dinophyceae, Suessiales, Symbiodiniaceae. The record is from the annotation of a GenBank genome assembly.
GGCUCAGAGAAGGGCGUGCUGUGUACAGAUUGUGUAGAUCUUCGCCUCGUUUUAACUUUUUAUUUUCCUGCCAACUUUUUGACGACGAUGGCCUCCUCAUCGCGAGCCGCUGUUGCAUCUGCUGCAGGCGCCGCACUUCUGGGCGGAGCCGCUUUUGUCUCUGCGCCUACUACACGCACGGGGAACCUGCGAGCCACCGCCUCUGUCGCAACUCCUUCGGCUCCCGUGUCCGGACUGGAGGCGAGCAGUGUCGCGGGCCUGGCCGUCGCCGGCGUAGCAGUUGCGGGCUGCUUUGGCCGCAGGGCCAUUACCACAUCUGCCAAGCAUCAGCUGGUGGCCUUGACUGCCUUUGAGAAUGAGCUCGGCGUGCAAGCCCCGGUCGGAUUCUGGGACCCGGCCGGGUUCACGGCAGAUGGCAGCACCGAGAACUUUGCUCGACGUCGCCAGACGGAGCUGAAGCACGGGCGAAUUUCCAUGCUCGCUACCAUGGGCUACAUCACUCCGGAGAUCACCGGAAAAUUGCCGGGCUAUCUGAGCCCUUCCGCAGGCUUGAAGUUCGCGGAUGUGCCCAACGGCUUGGCGGCGAUUUCCAAAGUUCCCGCUGCGGGGUGGGGACAAAUCUUGGCUUACAUGGCCUUCUGCGAGGUGUCCCAGGACCAGUCGGCGGGAACUCCUGCUGCGGCGGGUGACUUCGGAUUCAAGGUGCUCACCGCGUCCGACCCAGAGGCCAAGAAAACCAAACUCGCAGCAGAGCUUGCGAACGGACGUCUGGCCAUGAUGGCCAUCAUCGGCAUGUUCUUCCAGGACGGCUUGACUGGCAGCGCCUGGGGCGACUGGGCCAACUACACUGCCUCGCCUUUGCGAGCAUUCGAGAAUGAGCUCGGUGUGCAAGCCCCGGUCGGAUUCUGGGACCCGGCCGGGUUCACGGCAGACGGCAGCACCGAGAACUUUGCCCGACGUCGCCAGACGGAGCUGAAGCACGGACGAAUUUCCAUGCUCGCUACCAUGGGCUACAUCACUCCGGAAAUCACCGGAAAAUUGCCGGGCUAUCUGAGCCCUUCCGCAGGCUUGAAGUUCGCGGAUGUGCCCAACGGCUUGGCGGCGAUUUCCAAAGUUCCCGCUGCGGGGUGGGGACAAAUCUUGGCUUACAUGGCCUUCUGCGAGGUGUCCCAGGACCAGUCGGCGGGAACUCCUGCUGCGGCGGGUGACUUCGGAUUCAAGGUGCUCACCGCGUCCGACCCAGAGGCCAAGAAAACCAAACUCGCAGCAGAGCUUGCGAACGGACGUCUGGCCAUGAUGGCCAUCAUCGGCAUGUUCUUCCAGGACGGCUUGACUGGCAGCGCCUGGGGCGACUGGGCCAACUACACUGCCUCGCCUUUGCGAGCAUUCGAGAAUGAGCUCGGUGUGCAAGCCCCGGUCGGAUUCUGGGACCCGGCCGGGUUCACGGCAGACGGCAGCACCGAGAACUUUGCCCGACGUCGCCAGACGGAGCUGAAGCACGGAAGAAUUUCCAUGCUCGCUACCAUGGGCUACAUCACUCCGGAAAUCACCGGAAAAUUGCCGGGCUAUCUGAGCCCUUCCGCAGGCUUGAAGUUCGCGGAUGUGCCCAACGGCUUGGCGGCGAUUUCCAAAGUUCCCGCUGCGGGGUGGGGACAAAUCUUGGCUUACAUGGCCUUCUGCGAGGUGUCCCAGGACCAGUCGGCGGGAACUCCUGCUGCGGCGGGUGACUUCGGAUUCAAGGUGCUCACCGCGUCCGACCCAGAGGCCAAGAAAACCAAACUCGCAGCAGAGCUUGCGAACGGACGUCUGGCCAUGAUGGCCAUCAUCGGCAUGUUCUUCCAGGACGGCUUGACUGGCAGCGCCUGGGGCGACUGGGCCAACUACACUGCCUCGCCUUUGCGAGCAUUCGAGAAUGAGCUCGGUGUGCAAGCCCCGGUCGGAUUCUGGGACCCGGCCGGGUUCACGGCAGACGGCAGCACCGAGAACUUUGCCCGACGUCGCCAGACGGAGCUGAAGCACGGAAGAAUUUCCAUGCUCGCUACCAUGGGCUACAUCACUCCGGAAAUCACCGGAAAAUUGCCGGGCUAUCUGAGCCCUUCCGCAGGCUUGAAGUUCGCGGAUGUGCCCAACGGCUUGGCGGCGAUUUCCAAAGUUCCCGCUGCGGGGUGGGGACAAAUCUUGGCUUACAUGGCCUUCUGCGAGGUGUCCCAGGACCAGUCGGCGGGAACUCCUGCUGCGGCGGGUGACUUCGGAUUCAAGGUGCUCACCGCGUCCGACCCAGAGGCCAAGAAAACCAAACUCGCAGCAGAGCUUGCGAACGGACGUCUGGCCAUGAUGGCCAUCAUCGGCAUGUUCUUCCAGGACGGCUUGACUGGCAGCGCCUGGGGCGACUGGGCCAACUACACUGCCUCGCCUUUGCGAGCAUUCGAGAAUGAGCUCGGUGUGCAAGCCCCGGUCGGAUUCUGGGACCCGGCCGGGUUCACGGCAGACGGCAGCACCGAGAACUUUGCCCGACGUCGCCAGACGGAGCUGAAGCACGGAAGAAUUUCCAUGCUCGCUACCAUGGGCUACAUCACUCCGGAAAUCACCGGAAAAUUGCCGGGCUAUCUGAGCCCUUCCGCAGGCUUGAAGUUCGCGGAUGUGCCCAACGGCUUGGCGGCGAUUUCCAAAGUUCCCGCUGCGGGGUGGGGACAAAUCUUGGCUUACAUGGCCUUCUGCGAGGUGUCCCAGGACCAGUCGGCGGGAACUCCUGCUGCGGCGGGUGACUUCGGAUUCAAGGUGCUCACCGCGUCCGACCCAGAGGCCAAGAAAACCAAACUCGCAGCGGAGCUUGCGAACGGACGUCUGGCCAUGAUGGCCAUCAUCGGCAUGUUCUUCCAGGACGGCUUGACUGGCAGCGCGUGGGGCGACUGGGCCAACUACACUGCCUCGCCUUUGCGAGCAUUCGAGAAUGAGCUCGGUGUGCAAGCCCCGGUCGGAUUCUGGGACCCGGCCGGGUUCACGGCAGACGGCAGCACUGAGAACUUUGCCCGACGUCGCCAGACGGAGCUGAAGCACGGACGAAUUUCCAUGCUCGCUACCAUGGGCUACAUCACUCCAGAAAUCACCGGAAAGUUGCCGGGCUAUCUGAGCCCUUCCGCAGGCUUGAAGUUCGCGGAUGUGCCCAACGGCUUGGCGGCGAUUUCCAAAGUUCCUGCUGCGGGGUGGGGACAAAUCUUGGCUUACAUGGCCUUCUGCGAGGUGUCCCAGGACCAGUCGGCGGGAACUCCUGCUGCGGCGGGUGACUUCGGAUUCAAGGUGCUCACCGCGUCCGACCCAGAGGCCAAGAAAACCAAACUCGCAGCGGAGCUUGCGAACGGACGUCUGGCCAUGAUGGCCAUCAUCGGCAUGUUCUUCCAGGACGGCUUGACUGGCAGCGCGUGGGGCGACUGGGCCAACUACACUGCCUCGCCUUUGCGAGCAUUCGAGAAUGAGCUCGGUGUGCAAGCCCCGGUCGGAUUCUGGGACCCGGCCGGGUUCACGGCAGACGGCAGCACCGAGAACUUUGCCCGACGUCGCCAGACGGAGCUGAAGCACGGAAGAAUUUCCAUGCUCGCUACCAUGGGCUACAUCACUCCAGAAAUCACCGGAAAGUUGCCGGGCUAUCUGAGCCCUUCCGCAGGCUUGAAGUUCGCGGAUGUGCCCAACGGCUUGGCGGCGAUUUCCAAAGUUCCCGCUGCGGGGUGGGGACAAAUCUUGGCUUACAUGGCCUUCUGCGAGGUGUCCCAGGACCAGUCGGCGGGAACUCCUGCUGCGGCGGGUGACUUCGGAUUCAAGGUGCUCACCGCGUCCGACCCAGAGGCCAAGAAAACCAAACUCGCAGCGGAGCUUGCGAACGGACGUCUGGCCAUGAUGGCCAUCAUCGGCAUGUUCUUCCAGGACGGCUUGACUGGCAGCGCGUGGGGCGACUGGGCCAACUACACUGCCUCGCCUUUGCGAGCAUUCGAGAAUGAGCUCGGUGUGCAAGCCCCGGUCGGAUUCUGGGACCCGGCCGGGUUCACGGCAGACGGCAGCACCGAGAACUUUGCCCGACGUCGCCAGACGGAGCUGAAGCACGGAAGAAUUUCCAUGCUCGCUACCAUGGGCUACAUCACUCCAGAAAUCACCGGAAAGUUGCCGGGCUAUCUGAGCCCUUCCGCAGGCUUGAAGUUCGCGGAUGUGCCCAACGGCUUGGCGGCGAUUUCCAAAGUUCCCGCUGCGGGGUGGGGACAAAUCUUGGCUUACAUGGCCUUCUGCGAGGUGUCCCAGGACCAGUCGGCGGGAACUCCUGCUGCGGCGGGUGACUUCGGAUUCAAGGUGCUCACCGCGUCCGACCCAGAGGCCAAGAAAACCAAACUCGCAGCGGAGCUUGCGAACGGACGUCUGGCCAUGAUGGCCAUCAUCGGCAUGUUCUUCCAGGACGGCUUGACUGGCAGCGCGUGGGGCGACUGGGCCAACUACACUGCCUCGCCUUUGCGAGCAUUCGAGAAUGAGCUCGGUGUGCAAGCCCCGGUCGGAUUCUGGGACCCGGCCGGGUUCGCGGCAGACGGCAGCACCGAGAACUUUGCCCGACGUCGCCAGACGGAGCUGAAGCACGGAAGAAUUUCCAUGCUCGCUACCAUGGGCUACAUCACUCCAGAAAUCACCGGAAAGUUGCCGGGCUAUCUGAGCCCUUCCGCAGGCUUGAAGUUCGCGGAUGUGCCCAACGGCUUGGCGGCGAUUUCCAAAGUUCCUGCUGCAGGGUGGGGACAAAUCUUGGCUUACAUGGCCUUCUGCGAGGUGUCCCAGGACCAGUCGGCGGGAACUCCUGCUGCGGCGGGUGACUUCGGAUUCAAGGUGCUCACCGCGUCCGACCCAGAGGCCAAGAAAACCAAACUCGCAGCCGAGCUUGCGAACGGACGUCUGGCCAUGAUGGCCAUCAUCGGCAUGUUCUUCCAGGAUGGGCUCACAGGCAGCGCCUGGGGCGACUGGGCCAACUACACUGCGUCUCCUUUGCGCGCUCGCGAGUGCUAGGCGAUGACACAGAGGCGGUGACCGGAGGCCAAAAAGAAAAGAAAGAAAGG